AUGGACAACUUCUACCACUCUUCACAAAACUGCCUCAACCAGAACCUGACCCGGUACCCAGCCCUGGCCGUCGGACUCCCCCUCGUCGGCGGCUUCAUCUCCGCCUCCCCCUCCAUAAGAUCCGCUAAGGAUUACUACGAGUCCCUUUACAAAUCCUCCUGGGCACCUCCUUCCUCUGCCUUUGGUCCUGCCUGGACUGGUCUCUACCUCUCUAUCGGUUAUGCAUCCCAUCUGGUUGCUUCGCAUACGAGUCCAACGGCCUUGACUCUCCCCUCGAUUCGGUCGGCUGCUCAAACUGGGAUGGGGCUGUAUGGAUUGAAUUUGGCGUUGAACUUUGCAUGGUCGCCUAUUUUCUUUUGGAAAAGGCAGAUCGGUGCUGCCCUCAUUACCGCUGGUGGUGUAUUCACGUCGGCAAUUGCAGUUUCAUACUACUUCUUCAAGGUCGACGAAGUUGCCGGCUACCUCACCCUCCCCUACGUCGCCUGGCUUGGAUACGCCACCGCCCUCAAUUACGACAUCUGGAUCAAGAACGCCAAGGGCCCUGCUGCAGACCACGCCCGCAAGUUUGGAAAGGACGCCAACAAACUCGGCAAGGAUGUCGGUGAUGCCGCCCGUCAUGCCAAGUCGGAUCUUCACCAUGAGGCUAAGCAGGUCCAGGAUGAUGCCAAGGAUGCUGCCAGGGCUGCUAAUAAGAACGCCAAGAAUGCCGUCAAUAAUGCCUCUGACCGUCUUGACCGUGAACUUCGUUAA
This is a messenger RNA of Linnemannia hyalina, 750 nucleotides long. Lineage: Eukaryota; Fungi; Mortierellomycota; Mortierellomycetes; Mortierellales; Mortierellaceae. The record is from the annotation of a GenBank genome assembly.